AUGGCUGGAUUCAACACAACACAAACCCCCAAAGCUCAGGCCACAAAGCCAGCACCGGCGCGGAGAUUCGUGGGCGUAAGGCAGCGGCCGUCAGGGAGAUGGGUGGCCGAGAUCAAGGACUCGUCCCAGCGAGUCCGCCUCUGGCUCGGCACCUACGACACCCCUGAGGAGGCCGCACGCGCCCUCCGCGGGGAGAAUGCCCGCACCAACUUCGCCCCAACGUGCCCCACGCCCAUCUCCAUAAACGGAACAGAUCAAUCCAACGGCCUCAGCUUCUCCUCAUUAAAGGCGAAGCUGAGCAAGAAUCUCCAAAGCAUAUUGGCCCGAAACACAGACAACAAAUCCUCCUCAUCAUCAAAGAGCAGAGUGAGCGACCACUUCACCUUUGCCAGCAUCUUCCAUCACCACCAAUACAGCCACGUCGACAUCAAGAAGAUCGAGAAGGCCGUGCAGCAGAGCGUCAUCGUGCCAAGUGUCUGCCACGAUGCGCCCCCUUCCCAGCUCAACUCGGAUGAAAUCAUGAGUGGCGGCGGAGAAGGUUCUAGAAGCAAAAGAUUCAAGGUUUCGUCGUCUGUUUUAGUGCCGUCAACGUUUACGGAAUCUCCGGCGCCCAAUGAAUGGUGGUGA
This is a messenger RNA of Salvia splendens (bonfire salvia), 627 nucleotides long. Its product is annotated as ethylene-responsive transcription factor ERN1. The record is from RefSeq and is a predicted model, not a curated record. Lineage: Eukaryota; Viridiplantae; Streptophyta; Magnoliopsida; Lamiales; Lamiaceae. Bases 1 to 627 code for a protein of 208 amino acids. The transcript has a single exon. Gene Ontology annotation, biological process: regulation of DNA-templated transcription. Gene Ontology annotation, molecular function: DNA-binding transcription factor activity; DNA binding.